AAGGACAUUGGUUUAUCUUCCAUUCGAGCGAGCAGGCUAUCUAUCUCCAUCUGCCUGCUUACUUGUCUUUUUCUCGCGAAGAAUCCGCAAAAUCUCAAUGGCGAUUUCCGUUGCGGCGGCAGCAACCUCCUCAGUUCGCUCCGACUAUUCCACCUGUUUCUUUUCUCCAAAGCUCCACCAUUUCUCCUCUCUCCAAUUACCCAGACUUCACAUCGGCGGCAACAGAGGAGGGUUUUCAUCCUCUUCACGCCCUCGAACCCUCUCCGUCGUGGUUGAAGCCAAGAAACAAACAUUUUCUAACUUGGAUGAGUUGCUUGCUAACUCUGACAAACCUGUGUUGGUUGAUUUUUAUGCAACUUGGUGUGGGCCGUGUCAGUUCAUGGUACCUAUUUUGGAACAAGUUAGUGCUACAUUGAAAGACAAGAUUCAGGUUGUGAAAAUUGAUACUGAGAAGUAUCCAAGCAUUGCUGACAAGUACAAAAUAGAGGCAUUGCCAACAUUUAUCCUUUUUCAAAAGGGACAACCCCAAGAUCGUUUUGAGGGAGCUCUGACUGCAAAUCAACUUAUUGAACGCAUUGAUGAAGCUCUGGAAGUAAAAGAGUAAAGUUUUUCUCAUUUGUUUCAUUAGAAUUUCUCUGAUUUGAUAUUCAAAGUAAUCAACAGGAUAUAACCUUCAACCAUUAUACAUUUUCGGAGAUACGAUACAUAAACUCAUUAAGUGUAAUCGAUUCAACUCUUAGACCAUUUUAAUUGUGCUUGUUUUUACAUUCUA
Messenger RNA from Impatiens glandulifera, 772 nucleotides. Its product is annotated as thioredoxin Y1, chloroplastic-like. Gene Ontology annotation, cellular component: cytoplasm. The record is from RefSeq and is a predicted model, not a curated record. The transcript is spliced from 4 exons. Lineage: Eukaryota; Viridiplantae; Streptophyta; Magnoliopsida; Ericales; Balsaminaceae. Gene Ontology annotation, molecular function: protein-disulfide reductase activity; oxidoreductase activity, acting on a sulfur group of donors, disulfide as acceptor. Bases 98 to 604 code for a protein of 168 amino acids.